AUGGAGGCGCCGAUCGAAGAGCCUGGCGCUGCUGAGCAGCAGCAGCAGCAACAGCAAUUUCCCGAGAUUUCGAACCCGCCUAACGGAGGAAUUGAUGGCCGACCUGCCGCGACUGUCGAUGAUCUGAUGGCUCACCUCCAAGCCUUCGCCCGGACCAACGGCUUCGCCGUGAUCCGACGUAACGCCGGCAACUACAGAGAUUUCGAUGGAGUUAAGAAGCCUACGCGCUACAGAGUUUGCUGCGACAAAGCUGCUAUUCGCGCCUCUGAGAGCUACGGUACCCGCAAGGCUGGCACCCUGAAGAACAACUGUCCUUACGACCCAUCGGCUCACUCGCUUCACCGGAAGCUUACGGCCCAGCAGGAGCAACUCGUGGACAUUACGUCGAAGCACAAGGCUAUCAAAGCACGUGAGGUAGCGAGCAUCGCCCGCGACGUCGAGCCCGGCUCGGUGAUCAGGCAGAAGGAUAUUGACAACGCCCGCCAACGUCUUCGUCUCAAGCAACUCGACGGGUACACGCCUGUGCAGCAGUUUAUCCACAAGUUGAUCACUAUGGGCUACAAGCACCGCAUCCAAUGGGCGCCUAACGAUCCUACCCGUCCUGUCGCCUUUGUAUGGACUUAUCCGUGGUGUGAGACCAUGUGGGUUCGUUUUCCCGAGGUUAUUGGCCUUGACAACUCCUAUAAGACGAAUAAGUUCAAGAUGCCGCUCUUCCAGGUUACUGGUACGACGGACACCGGAUCCUUGUUCAACUGUGUCUUCGGGCUUUCAACUGAGCGGCGUGAGGGUUACGACUUCCUGUUACGGUUCUCAUCAACAAGGUUGCACGAAGAGUGCAAGAGUGGGUGGCUGCGCAGGAUUCACGCCGAGAAGCCCAAGGUCGCUAUCACCGACUUCGAAGAAGGCCUACGAUCGUCGAUCCAAGAAACCUGGCCCGAUACCCAGCUGCAGCUAUGUAUUUUCCACAUCAACCAGAACAUCACGAGCAACGCAAAGAAGAAGUGGCAGGGUGCCGGUGGUCCACCGCCUGAUGAGUUUGACGUUGCCCGGGAUAAAGAAGCCGCCGAGGCCGAGGCUCUCAAUAACCAGGCCCGCAUUGACGAGGUUCUCAGCCGUGGCCAGCUUCCAGAGGAGGCCGUUGACCAUACCGUCUCCGGCUUCUGCUCCUUGUGGGCUUACGUAGAGGCUCCCAAUAAGAUCAUCACCAUGACCCAAGGUCCGCACCGUGAUACUCGGCAAGCUGGUUCUGGAGAGCAAGUUGGAGUGCCUUCUAAGCCUCGAAGAGGUUGA
Chaetomium globosum CBS 148.51 is the source of this 1290-nucleotide messenger RNA. RefSeq lists its product as uncharacterized. Bases 1 to 1290 code for a protein of 429 amino acids. NCBI's taxonomy places the organism in Eukaryota, Fungi, Ascomycota, Sordariomycetes, Sordariales, Chaetomiaceae. The transcript has 5 exons. Gene Ontology annotation, molecular function: transposase activity; DNA binding. The record is from RefSeq and is a predicted model, not a curated record. Gene Ontology annotation, biological process: DNA transposition.